AACAUUUCGUACGUAUGGAUGUGAGAUUUUAAUAAGAGUGCUCAAGAAAGAACGGCAUUUAUUUUGUUUAUUUAUUUUACACCCAAAUUUAACAAAUUUCCAUAAUUUUAUAAUGUACAACGGUGAAUGCAGCAUACUCAUCAAAGAUAUCAAGCCUGGAUUAAAGAACAUCAACGUUAUUUUCAUUGUUUUGGAAAUAGGGACUGCCACUGUAACUAAGGAAAAUAGAGAGGUUCGAAAUUUCAAAGUUGGAGAUCACUCUGCCUGUAUUAAUGUUUCUAUUUGGGAUGAACCAGGAAAGCUAAUAGCACCUGGCGAUAUUAUUAAGUUGACAAAAGGAUACGCCUCUAUUUGGCGUCACUGUUUAACACUAUAUUCAGGCAAAAAUGGUGAAGUUUACAAGAUUGGGGAAUUUUGUAUGAUUUUCAACGAGCAAAUCAAUAUGAGUGAACUGAAAAGACCUGACCAACAACAGCAACAACCUCAAGGCUUAGGAGGGAUAGGUAAUCCUCAAUUGAUGGCAAACACCACUGCAGUCACCGGACCUGUGGCUGCUGCUAAUAAUAGCGGCACGGUAACUCCUUCACAACAAGUGCAACAGGCUGGCAGUAAUGGAUCCACUACCCAAGGAGGGCAAAGAAUCAUUGGAACAUCCAUAGGUGGGGCAAUCCAACAGGCGAAUGCAGCAACUACGCCUAAAACUGGAAAUAUCCAACAAAUAGCACAGCUACCUCAAAAACAACAACUAAGUAGUGGCCCAGUGUCUGCUAAUACGAAUGCUAGUGCCGCCGUGCAACAAACAACACAACCAGUGACCACCCCAGCAGCUGGUGUACAAUCUCAAGCAACUAAGCCGAACCGUGGUGGCCGCACAGGAGGCACUCGUUCUAGCAAUCUUAAAAACGAGCGCAGGUGAAUAAUAUUAGUUUGCAAAGAUAAUGAUUGGGAGACCAAAUUUAAUGAAUACAUGUAUAAUCAUGAAACGUUAAUUUGUACUUUAUUUAUCAAUUCUAAAUAUAUACAAAUCUAUUAAAAUCA
Messenger RNA from Anastrepha obliqua, 1038 nucleotides. Its product is annotated as SOSS complex subunit B homolog. The transcript has a single exon. NCBI's taxonomy places the organism in Eukaryota, Metazoa, Arthropoda, Insecta, Diptera, Tephritidae. The coding region runs from base 113 to 916 and encodes 267 amino acids. Gene Ontology annotation, molecular function: DNA binding. The record is from RefSeq and is a predicted model, not a curated record. Gene Ontology annotation, cellular component: SOSS complex. Gene Ontology annotation, biological process: response to ionizing radiation; mitotic cell cycle checkpoint signaling; double-strand break repair via homologous recombination.